Messenger RNA from Podarcis muralis (Common wall lizard), 3113 nucleotides. RefSeq names its product transmembrane protein 198 (gene TMEM198). NCBI's taxonomy places the organism in Eukaryota, Metazoa, Chordata, Lepidosauria, Squamata, Lacertidae. The record is from RefSeq and is a predicted model, not a curated record. Gene Ontology annotation, cellular component: cytoplasmic vesicle; plasma membrane. Gene Ontology annotation, biological process: positive regulation of canonical Wnt signaling pathway.
AUGACAAUAGGGAAGCGCCAAGGGCCCGCCGACGCAACGCACUGGAAGGGGGGGUGGGAUGAAUGCCUAACAAGUGCUCCUUGAGCGGAGAGGAUCCCGUGGAGGAGGCUCUGCGGGUGUGCGUGCCUGUGUGACACACGCUCGCCUGUGCGGAGCCCCCGCUACCACCGCCGCGCGCUCCAGGCCCCAAGCGGCGCGGGGGAUGAGGAGGUUUGGGGGCGGACGGCGAGGGAGGAGCUGGAAGGGGAACGGAAGGAAGAAGCAGCGGCGGCGGCAGCAGCUGCAGCCUAUUUGCUGUGUCCGUGGCGCUCGCCUGGCUGCAUCCGCUCCAGGCAGCCUUUCUCGGCCGCCGUGCGCGCGAGGAGCGGCGGAGGAGGGGGGCGGCCGAGGGAGAGGACCUGGGCGCUGACGUCACGCGGAGCUGUCCCUCAGCACCGGGCCGAGCCGGGCGGGCUCUGGCGGGCCGGUUCGAGGCCGGGCCGCGCAGAUGGAAGCAAUGCCAUGAGACAGCAUCCCCCGCAGGUGACGGGGAGGGAGUGGGGAGCCUGACAUUGCCCCAGGAGACCCUGAAGAGCCAUGACGUCAACGGUACAGACCCUGCGUUUCCCGCUGCUGCCGCACGUGCCAAACCAAGACCGGACAUACAGCUGUGAGGAGGAGAUUGAGCGGCGCUACCAAGUGGUACCCUCGGUGGUCUGCGCCAUGUGCUGCCUCUUUGGGAUCAUCUACUGCUUCUUUGGGUACCGAUGCUUCAAGGCGGUGAUGUUCCUGACAGGACUGAUGUUUGGCUCCGUGAUCAUCUUCAUGCUGUGCUACAAAGAGCGGGUGCUGGACACCCAGCUGAGCGUUGAGGCCUCUGUGGGCAUCGGGCUGGGCAUCGGGCUGCUCUGUGGGCUGGUGACCAUGCUUGUGCGCAGCGUUGGGCUCUUCAUGGUCGGGCUGCUGCUGGGGCUGCUGCUGGCGGUGGCAGCGCUGGUGGUGAUGGAGCAGUUCUACCACCCGCCUACCGUCUGGAUCCCCAUCGGUUUGCUGCUCGGCAUGGGCAUGCUGUGUGCGGUGCUCACCUUGCAGUGGCAGCGCCUCUUCACCACGCUCUCCACCGCUGUCUUCGGCAGUGCCGUCAUGACCGCCACCGCCGACUACUUUGUCGAGCUCUUCCUGCUGCUGCAGUACGUCUACGAGCGCGUCAAGGUAGCUCCCGCCCGGCCCAUCUGCUGGUACAGCUGGGUCAUCUUGGGCACUUGGCCAGUCCUGGCACUGUUGGGCGUCCUGGUGCAGUGGAAAGUCACGGCAGAGGGAUAUUCCCACACGGAAGUGAUUAUCAGUCGGCAGCAGCGCCGUGUUCAGCUGAUGCGGAUCAAGCAACGAGAAGAGCGCAAGGAGAAGAAGAAGAAGAGGCGGCCACACCCCCAUCCCCAUGUGCAACACAAGGCCCACCCACCGGAGCCUGCCUACCGUCGCAAGCCUAAUCCUGUGCGCCGAUUUGAUGGGGAUGUGCUCUCCCCAAGCUACAUACAGAGCUUCCGGGAGCGGCAGACGGGAUCCUCUCUCAACAGCCUCCUGGCCAACGCUCAUGCCGCCAUUGACAUUGACUAUGACUGUGGCUCCACCGUGCCCCUGACAACGGGCUCUGGCCCUGCAAUGCGGGUAUAGUGCAGCACCUCCCGCCAGGUCACAAGGACGCUGCCCUCGCAUGGUCACACAGGUCAGGCCGUGUGGGCUUAGCCUAGCGCCUGUGUUCCCGUGAGGACUUGCAGAUACUCUUUGCUGGCAUUCGUAGACCUGGCCUGGACAUGCAGUUGUAGCCCAGUUUCUCUCACACUGCAAGGAUAUGCGGAAUUCUCCCCAGUGCAACUCUGGCUCCAGCUAAGCUGCCCUGCAACAAGGGGCAAGGAAAGCGUACAUGAGCAGGUGCUUGGGGCAAAGGGCUGAAGAGAGACCUGGUUGCUAACCCACCCGAGCCAGGACUGCGGAAUGCAGUGAAGGGUGGAAAGGAAAGAGCCAAUCGCCUGCAUGAAAAUGACAAGGAACUGUCAACAUUCCCCACCCACCACUGUUGGAGUGACUCAUAGAUGGAGGGGCCAACGGGAUGUUCCUGUGCUGUUGUCUUGCCACACGAUGGACCCACUCCUUGUCCUGGAGCUUUGUCUUUGCCUGAACUGACCCCCGCAAGGACUAUUUCAGGGCACAAGUGGUAGGAUUUGACUCAGUUCACUCUAGUCUGGCUGGGGCAGCCAGCUCAGGGAAAUGGGGUCCUCUGGGCCCCGGGCCCCUUGCCCAUACCAGUGCCUGGCAUACUGUUUGAAUGGGCAACUCAAGGAGGGAAGGGAGGAGGGAGGGGUGGGCAUCUGGGCCACCUGGGCUGGGCUGUCUAACUGUUGAAGUGUGCAAGUGUGAGUGUGUGAGCGUGUGUGAGGUGGAGCUGGAGCAAGUAUGGAGUAUUCGGCUGGUAUCCAGGCAAUGAGCCUUUUCGAUACCCCCCUCCUACUUCCCCUUCCCCCUGUUCCUCAUUUUGGAGUGAGGGUCAGGGUAGUCAGGGGACUGGGACUGGGGGGAACAUCCAUGUACAUAUUCUUGUCGCAGUUAUUUGUAUUAAUUUAUUAUUGACAAAGAGUUGGGCCUGAAGAGCUCUGCUGGACCCGGGGUUGGGGGGCAGGGUCCUGCAGUCUUCGUAUCUUUCCCUUCAGGCCCAUGCCUGGGGAUGGCUGUCACCCUUUUUUACCCUACCUAGCCUCAAAGAACUGGGGUGGGAGUGUCCCCCUGCACAGGACCCUGUCAAAGUGUGGUGGCCCCCACAUUUGGAGCUUGUCUCCUUGUUAUCUAUCGUGUGGGAGGUGGGUCUGUGAGUCUCUCAGUGUUUCCAUCUUUAAGGGGACAGGAGCAGGGAGGAUUCACCAUCUGUUUCAGGAUGGGGGCAAGGGAGGGUCCAGCACAGCUCAGAAAAGCCUCUCCUUCAUGGAGAAACUGCAUGUUUCUGUCACCAAUCGCCACUGUUGUCACCACAGAAACCUUGCACUCUCGUUUUUCUUUGUUUUGUCCUCUCUUUCUCUUUGUAUAUGUGCCAAACGCUGCCGGGCUGCGGCUGCGCAAGUAAAAAAAAAAAAAGCCUUUCA